Astyanax mexicanus (Mexican tetra) is the source of this 3412-nucleotide messenger RNA. RefSeq names its product chemokine XC receptor 1-like. Gene Ontology annotation, cellular component: membrane. Lineage: Eukaryota; Metazoa; Chordata; Actinopteri; Characiformes; Acestrorhamphidae. Gene Ontology annotation, biological process: immune response; G protein-coupled receptor signaling pathway; chemotaxis. The transcript has 2 exons. Gene Ontology annotation, molecular function: chemokine receptor activity. The record is from RefSeq and is a predicted model, not a curated record. Bases 1 to 1005 code for a protein of 334 amino acids.
AUGGCGAACAGUUCAAAUGAAGAAAAUGAAAUAGAUUAUGAAGGGGAUGAAGUAUGUCACAAGGAAUACGUGGCCCAAGUUGGAUCCAUUGCAGUUCCAUUGUUCUUUUCUCUCGUGGUCCUGCUCAGUCUGGUGGGUAACGUUCUGGUUCUUGUGAUCCUGGCACUCUACGAAUCUCUCAAAUCCUUGACCAACAUCUUCAUCCUCAACUUAGCUGUAUCUGACCUGAUCUUCACUGCUGGACUUCCAUUCUGGUCCUUUCAGUUUAUCUGGGGCUGGACGUUUGGUAAAAUAAUGUGCAAUGGUGUGAGUUUUGUCUUCUCUGCUGGAUUUUAUAGCAGCACUGUGUUCCUGAUGGUGAUGACCCUCCAGCGCUAUCUAGCAGUGGUCCAUCCUCUGUCUGACUGGGAGACGGGCUCAAGUCUAGCAGUUCUUCCCAUCCUUGCCUGGGUGAUCAGCAUUGGAGCAGCUCUACCAGCCUUAUUUCAAACCUCAGUCGUGCAAGACCAUGAUAACCAUAACAUAUCUUACUGUUUGUACAGCAGCAAUAAUGCCAUAAUUGCUGCAACGUAUCAACAGAACGUCUUCUUCGUGCUCGCCUUUUCACUUAUAGCUUUUUGCUACAUACGAAUUCUUCAGACUGUCCUAAACUCCAGAGCGAGAAAGAGACACAGGACUGUAAGACUCAUCUUCUGCAUUGUGAUGGUCUUCUUCAUUGGUUGGGCUCCUUAUAACAUUGUGAUAUUCCUGCAGACCCUGAAGUUUUACUUCAUUGCAGCUUUUACAGACUGUACCGUGUCUGAUAAUCUAGACUACGCCCUUUACGCCUGCAGACUGCUGGCUUUUUCCCACUGCUGCCUCAAUCCAGUGUUUUACGUUUUCGUUGGGGUAAAAUUCCGGAAUCACUUAAAGGUGAUUCUGCAACUUUUUCGUCCCCAAAUCAACACGGACCCCCAGCGAGUACGAGUUGCAACAGUUCAGGGUUCUAAGGGCUCCAUGUACUGAUACUGAGACCACUGUAGAAAGAAAUAUAGAACUGACAGACUCUGAGUGACCAAACCUGUAGGCAUUUUCAUUGAGUGAAUGGAAAAAAAAUAUUUUGUAUAUUUUUACACACAUAUAUUUUAUACUGUGAAUCUAAUCAAUCAAUAAGCUUGCUUUACUAAGGGAGUUAUAGUUUCUCCUGACAAGGAUCUCAGGUGUAUCUUACUGGUUACAGCAUAUAAGAGUGACGUGGGCAGGUAUCGAGGUGGGGGUGUUAUUAUAAAUGACUGGUCGUUAAUAAUUUAAUUUUAAAUUUUAGAGGUUACGAUCUGUCAUCACAGCAAACAAUGAAAAAGAUCUAUGGGAAAACCAUAUGUUUAGGGCAUUUGACCAAUGCUCUUAUCCGGGUAUGUACAUGUACACUCACUGACCAAACAAAAAGCACCAAGAAGAAGUGGUUGGAACCAAAUGAAACUUUAUAAUUAAACACAGAAGCUGAUAUGGGCUACUUUUAUUUAACUACACAUAUGGAAGUAGUGUGUAACGCAUGUGUAAUGCAACAUGCCGGACAUCUCUGUCUUCAUUACAGGCACUUUGACAACCAACAGUUCCAUUGGCCCAAUCUUUUCUGAACAACAGGAACAUUACUCGUCCACAUACUGCUAGAGUACCAACAGCUUGUCUUUAAGACACAAAUGCUAUGCCAUGGGCAGCUGCAUCGGCAGGCUUAUCUUUUCCUGAUUGAUGGUUGUAGGGUGUAGCAUGCUGUUGGGUGCACUAUUAACACUCCACCCCCACCAGAAAAUCUGAGGGAAUAUUGAAGCUGCAUGGGAUGGGUUAUCACAAACCAUCACUAAGAACUAUAACUAUAACUCAUCAAUACAUCAGGACAUCUAUAACUAAAUAUCUGGCAUGUUGGGUUACACCUGUUACACAUCUACUAUGCAUCAAUUCUGUAUGUGGACUGCCUGGAUAAAUAUGAAAAAGGUCAGUUGAUAGUUCUUCCAUUUGAACUAACACUUGCAUAAAACAUAACUGUCUCUGAGGUGCAUUAUUGUUUUGUCAGUAAGUGUAAAUUUUGUAAAACAGGUAGGUGAAGGUAAAGUAAUGAAUCUUAUCCAAGGACUGUUGGUGUGCAGGCAUUGCUGCACAGUAGAAUAGUGCACCAGGCACAGUGCACAGCAGAACUAGUGCAGCUAGUGACCUAAAAGCUAGAAAAGCAGUCUUAGCAUGCACAAAUUUAAUUUUAUGUUAUCAUAAUUCAGGCUACUUUUUCACAGGCUUUGACAUUGCGACUUUUUUUUACCAAUGCAGCUAAGUGUUUUUUUUUGUUAUGCCGCCAAAACAUGUGGCCUCGUCUCAUCUCGCCAGUUCAGUUAAAACAGUGUAAAUCUAAGCUUACUGUAAAUAAACAAAAGCCCUUUACUCACCCAAAUAAACUGUUUUCAGUAGAGAUAAGUGUGUAUAUAGAUUAAUAUCUAGGACUCGUUGGGACAACAACGUAUUUGUAACCACUCAUAUAUCAGUGUGAAUGCUGCAUUUAAAGAGGGGCUUCAUGCUCAAUGGAAGGCUUGAAUGAAUAAAGGCGAGAAAUUAUUUACCAAAACCGGCCACAUGCAAAGAGCAACUUUUGCUCAAGUCUGCAAUUGGAUCCUGACAGCUGCAUCAGCUGAUCAGCUACAGGAUAAAGAAGACAGCACCAGCUCAAAUGAUAAUUUUCACCUUUAUUCUCUUAAUAUUACAACUGCAAGCUUGACGACUUUAUUCUUGUGCCUUUUUUGGUAAGCUUUUGUACUUUUAACAGCCAUGUCAGGUCACUGUUCAGAAAAAAAACAUUUAUGGCAUGAAACACUAUUCGUGUGUAGCCUAUUUAAUUUAAAGUUUAAAAAGGUUGGCGCAAUCAAUUACUUUUCCUGGAAGGCUGUUUUAAAUAUCAGGCACUUUUUUCACUCUUUUUUGACUCUCUAUUUUCCAUGUUUUUACUGUUGCUUUGUGUUGUUUUCUCAAUUUUUUUUGUCUUUUUUUAGUUUUUGGUACAAAGUAAAAAAAAAAACAAAAAAACAAAAAAAACAAAAGCAACCUUGGGACAAAAAGGUCAUGAGUUUUCCCCUGGACUGGGAGGAAGUGGGGGCACAGCUCUUUCCCAAUUCACUUACUUGAACCUUCAUGUGUGAAAUACCUUUAAUCUAAUGUUUGCUGGCUGCUGCCCAUUUCUCUGGGUGUGAUUGUGUUCACUUCUGCAAAAUAUAAAAAAUAUGUUCUGUGUAUCGUUACACCUAUGUAGCUUGUUUGUAAGAAAGAAAGAUGGACAAGACCAUUAAAAAUGUAGUAAAUGUCUUUUUGUAAUUCUUUUUUUAUACAUUUUAUACAUUUUUAUAUGUGAAAAUGAUUGUACAGAAUAUUCUAAAUAAUAAAAUGAAUUAUGGGA